Juglans regia (Persian walnut) is the source of this 2052-nucleotide messenger RNA. RefSeq lists its product as uncharacterized. The coding region runs from base 1 to 2052 and encodes 683 amino acids. NCBI's taxonomy places the organism in Eukaryota, Viridiplantae, Streptophyta, Magnoliopsida, Fagales, Juglandaceae. The record is from RefSeq and is a predicted model, not a curated record. The transcript has 5 exons.
AUGGAAGGAGCUGAGUUGACAGAAAAGAGUGAUAUAGCAAAAGGGUUUAACAGGCUUCUUUCUGCAGUUUUCCAAUCGUCAAAGCCCAGUCCAGCUAGCAUCAAUCAAUGUACACAAGGGGUUGUCUCAAGAGUGACUGACGAAAUGCUCCAACAGCUGGAUAGGCCUUGCACAGUUGAAGAAGUGGAGGUGGCUCUCAGGCAAAUGUCCCCUUUCAAGUCUCCAGGACCCGACGGUUUCAGCGCUGGUUUUUACCAGGAUCACUGGAAAAUUGUUAGUCAUGACGUCUCUAAAGCUGUUAUAUAUUUCUUCAUUCAUAGAAAUCUCCCUAAAGGCUGGAACCAUACUCAUCUGGUCCUCAUUCCCAAGGUAAAGUCCCCUACUUCAGUGCGUGAGUUUAGGCCUAUUUCUCUUUGCAAUGUGAAUUACAAAUUGAUUUCUAUGGUUCUAGCAAAUAGGAUGAAAGGGAUUUUAGGUAAGGUGAUUUGCUGGAAUCAAAGCGCCUUUAUUCUAAAUAGGCUGAUAACCGAUAAUAUAAUGGUUGCAUACGAGUUACUUCACUCUAUGCAUUCCAAAAGGAAAGGAAGGGCAGGGUCCAUGGCCAUCAAACUGGACAUGUCCAAAGCCUAUGAUAGAGUAGAGUGGGAUUUUUUAGCGGCCAUGCUCCUUAAGUUGGGCUUUAGUCAGAAUUGGACAGACUUAGUGAUGGAAUGUGUUAAGUCCGUUUCUUACUCUGUUGUUAUCAAUGGGGAGCCAGGGAAAGAAAUUCUUGUAAAGAGUGUACUGCAAGCUAUUCCAACCUAUACGAUGAGUAUCUUUAAAUUGCCCAUACUGCUACUAAAAGAAAUUGAGACUCUUCUGGCUAGGUUUUGGUGGCACCAUAAAGGGGAAGGAAGAGGCAUUCACUGGAAAACAUGGAGCUCUCUGGGACUGGUAAAGAAUCAGGACGGUCUGGGUUUCAGGGACCUCAGUAGGUUUAAUAAAGCUCUUCUAGCCAAGCCAGUUUGGAGGCUGAUGACAGAUCCCCAUUCGCUGGUGUCCAGAGUGUUCAAACAGAAGUACUUUCGGAAAUGUGAUUUAUUGGAGGUAGAAUUGAAAGGCUCAUCUUCUUCUUUUCUUUGGAAAAGUAUUUGGUCUAGUUUGGAGCUGUUAAAGGAAGGAACUGUUUGGAGAAUAGGCAAUGGAGCUAGCAUAAAAAUCUCGAAGGAUAAGUGGCUGCCAAGACCAGUGACAUACCAGGUCCAAACCCCUCCAAAUACCCUUGACCCAGAAUCUAGAGUGGAAGUCCUAAUGGAUACUGAAAAUAGAUCUUGGAAAAAAGAUCUGGUGGCAGCAGUAUUUAAGGAAGAGGAAGCUAAGUGCUCAAAGAAAGGAACCUUUUCAGUCAAGAGUGCCUACUUUCUAGCAACUUCACUCAAGGGGAGAUACUCGGGGGAAGGCUCAAAAGAAGGGGGAAAUUCUGAUUGGUGGAAGGCUCUUUGGCGUUUAGAAGUCCCUGGAAAGCUCUUAUGGUCAGAUUUGAUCAAUUUACUUACUAAGGAGAACCUCGAACUGGCCUUAGUCCUUAUGUAUCAUUUAUGGGCCAGGAGGAACGCAUUCAUAUUCCAAAAUCAAUUCUCCCAACCAGGUUCAGUUUCAGCAAAGGCUCAAGCUGAGCUCUCUUUGUUCUGUGAGUGCAAUACAGUCAACAAGAUCAGAGUUGAAGACAGCAUUAGGAAAGGGUCGACUGUAAUUUGGAAGCCUCCGGACCAGCCUUUUGUAAAAGGCAACUUUGAUGCAGCUUUUAACAAGACCAAUGGCAGAAUGGGGAUGGGGAUAGUAAUUAGAGACCAUGCAGACAACACGUGGUUGGGACAAUUGAUAGAGGACCUGCAGCAGUUUUUGGUGUCCAACCCAUCCUGGCAACUGAAUUUCGUUCAUAGACAAGCAAACAAAGUUGCUCAUACUGCAGCUCAACUAGCUAUUUCUAAUGUUAUUGAUUGUUUUUGGUUAAAUGAUGGCCCUCCAGAGGUCAAAAGUAUGGUUUUGAAAGAUGUAAUUUGUUCGGUGUAA